This is a messenger RNA of Styela clava, 2276 nucleotides long. RefSeq names its product annexin A4-like. Lineage: Eukaryota; Metazoa; Chordata; Ascidiacea; Stolidobranchia; Styelidae. Gene Ontology annotation, biological process: endosome transport via multivesicular body sorting pathway. Gene Ontology annotation, molecular function: calcium ion binding; calcium-dependent phospholipid binding; phosphatidylserine binding. The record is from RefSeq and is a predicted model, not a curated record. Gene Ontology annotation, cellular component: nucleus; cytoplasm; vesicle membrane.
ACAGUUUUUAGUUAUAAUAAACGGUAUAAAAAAGUAUGACGUCAUGGAGGAGCGGAAAACGUGGCAGAUGUACCAUGAUGAAAAACGAUGACUUUAAUGUCAGAGAAGAAACACAAUCUAUAUGGAGGGCAAUACAUGGACUAGGAACAGAUGAAGAAGCAAUCAUUCAAAUAGUUUCAUCCUGUAACAACGCACAAAGGCAAGAAAUAAAAAAAGAAUUUACUGUUCUUUAUCAAAAGGAUCUCAUCAAAGAAUUCAAAUCUGAAUUAAAGAUUCGAUUUUCACCAGAUUUUAAACAAUUAUUACUCGCAUUAUUUCAACGACCCCUAGUUUACGAUGCUGUAUGUUUGAAAGGAGCAACAAAAGGACUUGGAACUGACGAACGGUGUCUUGUUGAAAUUCUCCUUACCCGAACAGCAGCUGAAAUGCAAGGAAUCAGAGAGGAAUAUUCCAGAAAAUUUAAGCUUUCAUUAGAAGAUGAUGUUGCAGACGAUACAAGUGGAGAUUUCAGAAAAUUCACGUAUACAUUGAGCAGAGGGAAAAGGUCUCCCUCUUCAUCGGUCGAUGCAGAUAAAGCCCGAAAUGUGGCAUCACAGAUUUAUUCAACAUAUACUGAACUACGAGGAACAGACCAACCAAGAUUCGAUUUUAUUGGUUUAUGUUGUUGUGAAGGAUUUCCACAGUUGAGGAAGAUUUUCGAAGCUUAUAAAGAGGUUACAAAAAGUGACAUCAAUGCUUUUAUAGAACGAGAAUUCUCAGGCGAUGUCGAAGAAGGUUUAAAAUGGACGGUGAAGUGUGCAAACAGUAUUCCUGAAUUUUUUGCUGAGCUUUUGCACAAGAGUAUGGAGGGAAUUACAACAAAACAUGAUAUUUUGACUCGAAUUGUGGUGUCAAGAUCUGAAAUCGACUUAGCAGAUAUCAGAGAAAUAUACGAGAAGAAAUAUGGAAAAUCUCUCAUCAAUAAAGUUAAAAGCCACGCAACUGGUGGAUACAAAAAAUUGCUUGUUGCAAUAAUACAAGGAAAUGGCGAAAAAGACAAUCAACAGAUUACUCAUUAGUUUGACGCAAAGUAUAACAAUCCUGGAUUAAUCCAGAUUUAACUGGUCAAAACCGAAUCGAGCCAUGGUUUCAAAACUACAUUGCACUAUAAAAUAAUACAUCAACCAUGAAGAUUUCAAAGUAUUCACAGGGCCAUAUAAUAUUCAAAUAUCUUAGGCCAUUGGGGCAGUCUGUGAUGUAAAAACAAUCUAACAGUGUAAAAUGAGAUUCCGGUAAAACACAAAAUUACAAUUAGUUAUAAACUUGCUCGAUUUCCAUCUCUAGCUCUUUUAAAAUACAUGAUCAUAAUAUUUUCUGAACGGAAAACAAUUUUGGCCGUCAACAAGCGAAAUUGUCCAGCACAAGCAGUAUGCUUGGCCCGAGAUAUAUUUAGUGUAUAAACUUUCCAAGCGGCUGGAUUUGUUGACUGGAAUUAAUGGACGUGCACUGGUGUCAUAUUUUUUUAAAUAUUCACAAUAUCUCUAUAUUGCUCUGAAUAAAUUUUCCUCAUUGUGUUCUAUUCCUUACUCUAUUUCUAUUCUUCGAGGAAGUCAUUUGAUAAGCAUAGAUGGAUUUACUUAUUACGCUACUUCAGUUAAGAAUAUUGUGUAUCCGGCCUGUUUCGAAAUUUUCAAAAUUAAAUUUGGAAGAAUAUUAAUUGGUUUAGUAUCUUUUUUUGAAAAAUUAAAGCCAUCAACCAAUUAGUUAUUUAUACUGAUUGUGAUGUAGUCGAAUCGAAUAUUUUAUUUUGAUCCGUGUAUCACAAUAGCAAGGUGACUGGAGUUACUUCUACUCGCCUGGUGCAUAAUCGUUUACAUGAAAAAUUUGUUUUUUGUUCAUUUUUUAAACAAAUCUGCCUGAAAGCACUCAACUACUGAUAUUGGAAAAUAUGUUGUUUAUUGCCAUCAUCAAGUGCGUUUUAUCCUGGAAUUGAAUGUGAAAUAAUUCUCAAAAUAUAGUUUUUUGACAUUUUUUGAAAUAUCUGGGAUGGUUGUUUGGAAUGCAAUCUAAACCUAUACAAGUGUCAAGAAAUGACCUGACAAUGGUUGCUUGGCGCUUAAACAAAUAACGAUUUUUAUGUAAGAGUAUUCAAAUCACUCAGAAGUUAGAAAAAACUGAGUGAGACAUAAAUCUACAAAGUAAUAGUUUUUGCAAAAUACUUUAAAGUGGAACUUUUUUACAAGUAAACUACAAUUAACAAUUUUGUGAAAUAAAUUACUGAAUGAGACAAACCAAAU